UGCUCUCAUGGCUCUGCACGUGGCUGACCCCGACGCCGCCAUGCCAGUCAAAACCGUUUUAGUGGAGGAUGCGGCAGCAGGAUCAACUGGAGCAGCGGAAGAAGUAGGAGCAACAGCGGAAGGGCGCAGCCAGGAAUCCCCAGGCAGCUCAGAAGGCGGCCUGAAUCUACCAUCCGAUACAGCUGAAACUCACCUGGUGCAGGUGCAUCUGGCGACCAGCAGUUCGCCACUGGCGUGCGUCCCAUCCUGCACGAGGGCAGGCCCCUACUGCCGGACCUGAAGCGGGAGAUCUGGGAGAAGCCUCCCCUAGGUAGCGCCGUCCCUGCCAG
This is a messenger RNA of Closterium sp. NIES-67, 329 nucleotides long. NCBI's taxonomy places the organism in Eukaryota, Viridiplantae, Streptophyta, Zygnematophyceae, Desmidiales, Closteriaceae. The record is from the annotation of a GenBank genome assembly.